Molecule: messenger RNA, 321 nt
Organism: Caenorhabditis briggsae
Lineage: Eukaryota; Metazoa; Nematoda; Chromadorea; Rhabditida; Rhabditidae
Gene: Cbr-nbet-1
Product: Protein CBR-NBET-1
Exons: 3
Coding region: 1-321 (106 amino acids)
Biological process (GO): endoplasmic reticulum to Golgi vesicle-mediated transport; vesicle fusion with Golgi apparatus
Cellular component (GO): Golgi trans cisterna; SNARE complex
Molecular function (GO): SNAP receptor activity
Source: RefSeq, a predicted model, not a curated record
AUGUCAUUUCGAGGUGGUCAUAUGCGAGGGCCAAACGAGGACUCGAACUAUUUGGAGCGACACAAUGACGAUUUGGUGAACGGUCUCUCGUCGAAAGUUGCCGCUUUGAAGCGAGUAACAAUCGCUAUCGGAGACGAUGUUCGUGAGCAAAAUCGCCUUCUCAGCGACAUGGACAACGAUUUCGACUCAUCAAAAGGCCUUCUUCAAUCCACAAUGCGCCGUUUGGGCAUUGUGAGUAAAGCCGGUGGAAAGAACAUGCUGUGCUAUCUCAUUCUCUUCGCCCUUUUCGUCUUUUUUGUUAUUUAUUGUCUGGCUCGCUAG